This is a messenger RNA of Colletotrichum higginsianum IMI 349063, 1737 nucleotides long. RefSeq names its product Stromal membrane-associated protein. Gene Ontology annotation, molecular function: metal ion binding; GTPase activator activity. The record is from RefSeq and is a predicted model, not a curated record. Gene Ontology annotation, biological process: endocytosis; endoplasmic reticulum to Golgi vesicle-mediated transport; intra-Golgi vesicle-mediated transport. The transcript is spliced from 2 exons. Gene Ontology annotation, cellular component: Golgi apparatus. The coding region runs from base 1 to 1737 and encodes 578 amino acids. Lineage: Eukaryota; Fungi; Ascomycota; Sordariomycetes; Glomerellales; Glomerellaceae.
AUGUCACGAAGACCGCCGCCAAACCCCGCUGCCGAGAGAGCGGCCCAAAACCAGCUGACAAUCAAGAGUCUCUUGAAGUUGGAAUCUAACAAAGUAUGCGCCGACUGCAAAAAGAACAAGCAUCCGCGAUGGGCAAGCUGGAAUCUUGGUGUCUUCAUUUGCAUCCGGUGUUCGGGCAUCCACCGUGGCAUGGGUACGCACAUUAGCAGAGUCAAGUCUGUCGACCUCGAUUCCUGGACCGACGAACAACUCCGAAGCAUCCUCAGCUGGGGCAACGCCCGCGCGAACAAGUACUGGGAGGCCAAGCUGGCUUCUGGCCACGUCCCCUCCGAAUCCAAGAUCGAGAACUUCAUCCGCACCAAGUACGAGCUCAAGCGAUGGACGAUGGAUGGCCCCAUUCCCGACCCCGCCAGCCUCGAUGUCGACGGCGACGACGAUGUGCCCUUGAGUCUGGUCAAGGAGAAGCAGAACGUGGAGCGAAGGGAGUCGGUUCGCAAAGGUUCGGUUGGAAACUCGGCGGCUCCUUCCAGGAAUGUUACUUCCCCACAGCCGCAAGUUGAUCUCAUCGGCGGCGAUCCGAUCCCCAGAGCAAGCACAGCUGGUCCGCAGACCGGAAAAGUGCCCCCCAAGUCCGACCCUGCGCCUCCCAAGGCCACGAGCACUAAGGAUUCUCUCUUGGGGCUGGACUUCUUCGGCGAGCCCGCUGCUCCUCCACGACCCGCCAGUACCAACAACGCAGGCGGCAUGGGAGGAACUUCGCGGCCAGACCUCAAGCAGUCUAUUCUGUCGCUCUAUGCCUCGGCUCCACGACCGCAACCCCAGCAACAGCAGCAGCAACAACAACAACAACAGGCCCCUCAGGUCACUGGCGGGGCUUUCGGAGGCAUGCCCUCGCCCACCUUUGGACACCAACAGCAGCAGUCGUUUGGCGGCAUGACGGAUGCCUUCAGCAGUCUCAGCUUCUCCAACACCACCAGCCCUAAGCCGGCCCAGGCAGACCCGUUCGCAAGCUUGGCCAGUCCUGGCAAUAGCAGAUCACCGCCGCCCGCGUCGAACAAUGCGUUUGGCGGCCUAAGUGGUGGUAGCUUCUUCGACGCGAAGCCGGCAGCACCCGCGCCGUUAACGCAUCAGAAGCAACCUUCGAGCAGUAGCUUUGGCGGAUUUGGCUGGUCCAGUUCUCCUGUCCCGGCCCCCGCCCAGUCCCAGCCGAAACCUACUCAACCAGCGUCUUCCAUGGGCGACCUUUUCGAUCUGUCUGCCCCAUCCCAGCCCGCCGCUGCCCCUAGCAAGCCCUCUCCUACUCCCGCCGCCUCCUCCGUCUUCAACCUCUCCUCGAACCAAGCCAAGUCACCGCCUCCCGCCGCCACGAGCACGAUCAGCUCAGGAAACUGGUCAAACUCGGAUGUCUGGGGCUCCAACGCCUGGAGCACCCCCGACACAAACAGCGCAGCUGCUGUGCCUGUCGCCAAGCCUGCCGAAGCCCCCAAGCCCGCCUUUGGAGGAACCGGUGAUUUUGGUGGAUGGGGCUCGUCUGGGGUGUCCUCUGGACUGCCUACUGGAUCGUUUGCCAACACGCCGAUUGUGCCCGGCUCGUCUGGUGGCUUCAGCGCCGCGCCCAAGGUUGCGGCCGACGAGGAGUUCGGUGGGUGGACCAGCAGUGCGGAACCCGCGGCCGGUGCCGGAUCUGCCAAACCUGUCGGAGGUAGUGAGGACCUCUUUUCGAACGUUUGGCAGUAA